Messenger RNA from Exophiala aquamarina CBS 119918, 444 nucleotides. Its product is annotated as cystathionine beta-lyase. Gene Ontology annotation, biological process: transsulfuration. Lineage: Eukaryota; Fungi; Ascomycota; Eurotiomycetes; Chaetothyriales; Herpotrichiellaceae. Gene Ontology annotation, cellular component: cytoplasm. The record is from RefSeq and is a predicted model, not a curated record. Bases 1 to 444 code for a protein of 147 amino acids. The transcript has a single exon. Gene Ontology annotation, molecular function: pyridoxal phosphate binding; carbon-sulfur lyase activity.
AUGCGUACCCUGGAUCUGCGGACAAAACAACAGAGUCGGAACUGUGAGGCGCUCGUUUCGUGGCUGUACUCCUUGUUGCUUGGUAAUGACAGCGAAGUGGUUCAUCGCACCGUCGCUGAAGUCAAACACUCCAGCCUGCAGAGGAACGAUAUGGCGUGGCUCCGGAAACAGAUUCCCGGUGGCUUCGGAUCCGUCUUCAUGAUCGUCAUGCGAACAGAGGACUACGCCCGUCGCGUGCCAAGUAAGCUCCAUGUAUUUCAGCAUGCGACCAGCCUCGGCGGCGUCGAGAGUCUGAUUGAGUGGCGAAAGAUGACCGACAACUUUGCGGCAGGGGACAUCAUCCGAAUUAGCGUGGGCAUUGAGUCAAUUGAAGAUUUGAAGGAGGAUCUGCUCAAUGGCUUGAAAGCGGUCCUCGAAAAUGCCGCGAAUGAUACCGCGGAAUAG